Brassica rapa (field mustard) is the source of this 1105-nucleotide messenger RNA. Its product is annotated as polygalacturonase inhibitor 1. NCBI's taxonomy places the organism in Eukaryota, Viridiplantae, Streptophyta, Magnoliopsida, Brassicales, Brassicaceae. The record is from RefSeq and is a predicted model, not a curated record. Gene Ontology annotation, molecular function: protein binding.
UAUAAGCUAACUCAAAGGUUGGACCUCUAAACAUUUCAGGGCUCGUUUUCAAAUUGCUGACUCCAGUGCAUAAUUCUGUUUUGAGCUUUACUUUUGAAGGCUCGGUCCCUUUAUCGACUCAAAUGUCUCUUCCGGUUUAGCAAUCCAGUCAACUGAACCAGACCGGAGAUUAAUCCAUGAGUUCACACACACCGUCGGUAACCAAUCAAAAUACUUUGUUUUAAAUUUAAAAGUGGGAUAUUUUAAAGAUAUCACCGGAACUUGUUUAACAUGUAAAAGUCAGCAAAAGUAAAACGCGUACACUACCAUUUAAUUGCCUGACUUGCGUUAGCCUAUAUAUAUGAUCACAAGUUUUCAAUUUAAGCUCAAACGUAAAUACAACACUCUAUGGAUAAGACAACGACACUGCUCUUGCUCUUGUUCGCUCUCCUCCUCACGACAUCUUUAUCCAAAGACCUCUGUCACAAAGAUGACCUCUCCGGUUCGAUACCCGGUUCACUCUCUUUAUUACCUAAACUCGAGAUUCUUGACCUCAGCAGGAACAAGCUUACAGGUUCGAUACCAGAGUCAUUUGGAUCCUUUAAAGGAGUGAUGUAUGCUCUUUUCCUAUCUCACAACCAGCUGUCCGGUUCUAUUCCGAAAUCAUUAGAAAACCUGGACAUUAACCAGAUUGAUCUUUCCCGGAACAAGCUUGAAGGUGACGCGUCGAUGUUGUUUGGAGCCCAAAAGACUACACAUAACAUUGACCUAUCAAGAAACAUGUUCCAGUUCAAUAUCUCCAUGGUUAAAGUCUCUAAAACAGUUAAUUUCUUGCACUUGAAUCACAACGGGCUCACAGGGACUAUCCCGAUUCAAUGGACCCAACUUGAUCUUCAGAUUUUCAAUGUUAGCUAUAACAGACUGUGUGGACGCAUCCCCCAGGGAGGGGAACUUCAGAGAUUUGAUGCUUAUGCCUAUUUACACAACAAGUGUUUGUGUGGUGCACCUCUUCAGAGUUGCAAGUGAGGUUACCGAGUAAACUUACCACAAGUAUCAAUCAAGUCUAAGGACAACUGUAUUUUCCAUUGGCAGUGAAUAAUAAAACACAUGAAGCACAUUUGAUGAA